AUUGUCAAAAAGCAUGCUAUAAAAUUCUAUAUUCAACAAAUAUAAGUAUAUUUACAUUUCUCAUCGUAAAUUGAUGAAUUUAAAGAAUUUUUUACGUUUAUUAAAAAAAAUGACAGUGGGUGAAAAUGGCACAACUUUGGACUACCGCAAUAAGGUAAUAAUGGCACCAAUGGUUAGAGUUGGAACUUUGCCAAUGCGUUUGAUGGCGCUGGAAUUUGGUGCUGACAUCGUUUAUACAGAGGAAUUAAUUGAUUUGAAGUUAAUGCGUAGCAAACGGCGUGUUAAUGCUGCUUUGGGCACUGUUGACUUUGUCGACCGUAGUGAUGGCACAAUUGUAUUUCGCACCUGUGCCAAGGAACGACAACAACUUGUACUGCAGUUGGGCACUAGUGAUGCAGAACGGGCUUUAAGCGUAGGGAAGUUAGUAGAAAAUGACAUUGCCGCGCUAGAUAUAAAUAUGGGUUGCCCCAAGGAAUUCUCGAUAAAGGGUGGCAUGGGUGUAGCACUACUUGCACAACCAGAUAAGGCGGCGCAUAUCCUAACAACAUUAUGCAAAAAUUUGAGCAUACCAGUAACCUGCAAAAUUAGAAUUUUACCAGACCUGAACGAUACUAUAGCGCUGGUGCAGCGUUUUGCAAAUACAGGAAUAGCGGCGAUUGCGAUACAUGCGCGCACGCGAGACGAACGGCCACAGCAUGCACCGCAUCCAGAUUUUAUACGUGAGAUUGCGAAAGCGGUUGAUAUACCAGUGAUCGCAAAUGGCGGUUCCAGAGAGUUUCAGAAAUACAAUGAUAUAAUAAAGUUUCGUGACUUGUGUGGCGCCACUAGUGUUAUGGUGGGCAGAGCUGCGCAAUUGAACGUGUCGAUUUUUCGAAAAGAAGGCAUGCUGCCAAUGGAUGACAUUAUUGUUAAGUAUUUAAAGCUGAGUGUAGAUUAUGACAAUGCAGCGCACAACACUAAAUAUUGCGUACAAAAUAUACUGAAAGAGUUGCAAGAAACACCGCGUGGUAAACAAUUCUUACAAUGCCAAACGCUACAACAAAUGUGUGAAAUCUGGUCACUUGGCGAUUAUUGCUAUCGCAAGCAAGUGGAGCAGAAAGAGAAAGGAAAUUUCGGCAGACGUGAAGUGGCACCGGGCAUGAUACCUGACGAUGACGAUACAACUGAAGGUCCUGAAAUAAAGCGUCAGAAAAUAGAGGUACCGCCGCUGGAUGCUGAUGUCAUUGAACACAAUAUUGCAUUCUUGCGUUCGAAUUACAAUAGCGAUACACAGCUGCCAAAAACCAAGCUCUAUACCUAUGCUGGGCGUAAGGAUAUCAGCAUACCACAAUAUGAAACGCAACGCAUUGAUAAGCUAUUCCGCGCCAUUUGCACGUUCAAUGGCAAACGUUACACGAGCUCGUUUUGGGAGAAAAACAAGAAACAAGCCGAGCAAGGUGCAGCGCUGGUGUGCCUGCUCGACAUCGGCGAAGUGAGUGAAGAUGAUUUGAUAAAGAACGGCAGCAUAUUACGGUGAUAUACAUAUAUUCUGAUGUUUAUGUAUGUAAAUUUUAACUAAAAAAUUAUAAAAUAUUUUAUAGUAAAAAAUUAUGGUUUAAAAGUGGAAGUGUAAUUUAUUAGUAAAUUACCGAUUAUUAAAAUAAAAUGUGAACAAGCUACUAUGUCACGUAAAUCGCA
Molecule: messenger RNA, 1677 nt
Organism: Zeugodacus cucurbitae (melon fly)
Lineage: Eukaryota; Metazoa; Arthropoda; Insecta; Diptera; Tephritidae
Gene: Dus2
Product: tRNA-dihydrouridine(20) synthase [NAD(P)+]-like
Exons: 7
Coding region: 74-1516 (480 amino acids)
Biological process (GO): tRNA dihydrouridine synthesis
Cellular component (GO): cytoplasm
Molecular function (GO): tRNA dihydrouridine synthase activity; tRNA binding
Source: RefSeq, a predicted model, not a curated record